Messenger RNA from Acanthosepion pharaonis, 2439 nucleotides. The record is from the annotation of a GenBank genome assembly. NCBI's taxonomy places the organism in Eukaryota, Metazoa, Mollusca, Cephalopoda, Sepiida, Sepiidae.
AUGAGCAUUGAAAAUUGUCCUCUUAGUCAGAUUCCUGCGGAAAUUGUUAACAAGGGUCCAUCUCUUGUCAUUCAGUUCCUGAAGCUGCGAGGUACCUAUUACUGCCAGAUCCAGCCAGUCAUCUCUGUGAUGUGUCUGCCUCUCUGCACUCUUUCACUUUCCUCUUUCUCUAUAAAACUAGUGCUCCCCUCUCGCCCCCUUUCCCAACACUUUCUUCAUCUUCAGUUAUUACCAAAUACAAGGGGCAAUACCAGGCAGUCAUGUAAUAGUGAAGAUGACACAGAUGAUGUAGUAGAUCAUGAUUACAACGUGGCCUUCCAUGCAGUAAACAAAGUGACAAACAAAGGUCGUUGGAGUAAAGAGGAGGAUAACCUCCUCAGAGAGAUUGUUGCUCGACAUGGAACAGAUGAUUGGAAAGUGGUUGCUGGAUAUUUUCCUGAUCGUACUUAUAUCCAGUGCCAGCAUCGGUGGCUGAAAGUGUUGAACCCAGAGCUAGUCAAAGGACCAUGGACCAAGGCGGAGGAUGAAAAAGUUCUUCAAUUGGUCCGAGAGUAUGGACCCAAACGAUGGACACAUAUUUCAAAGCAGCUGAAAGGAAGAACUGGGAAACAAUGCAGAGAAAGAUGGCACAAUCACUUGAACCCCUCAAUCAAGAAGAGUGCAUGGACUGAGGAAGAAGACAGGCUCAUUUAUCAUUUGCACAAAACACAUGGGAACCGUUGGGCAGAAAUUGCAAAGAAUUUACCUGGCAGAACGGACAAUGCUAUAAAAAACCAUUGGAAUUCAACUAUGAAAAAGAAAUAUGAAUCAAUGGAGGAGCAGAAGAGCAGUAGCUUGCCUGUGUACUCACACCCAUACACACCAAGCACUUCUGAUAAUAUCACAAAUUUACAUCCUGUGAGGCUUUUUAAGAACCAAACGAACUGGAGUGGAAACAUGAGAAACUUAAAACCCAGUAGUUUAUCCCAAGUGAUGGACAAUUGUGGUACAGAUGCAAAAGAUGAAAAUAUUCAACCUCCUGAUAGCUGGAUUACAGAUAAAAAAUCAUCAUUGAUUUCUUCAACUUCAAGUGAUACUGACAAUGGAUUUGGUGGCUUAACUUCUUUGGAUCUUAUCAGUGGAACUGAUGUAAACCCUGGAGUCACACCCAUCAAGUUUACAGCUCUGAAUAAAAAGGACCUUCGAUUUGAUGGACGUGCUAUUGAAAAGUUAAAGUCACCUGGCCGUCUUAUUCCAAUUGCUUCAAAAGUUGCUUCAAAACUGUCAACUCCUCCCACUAUAUUACGAAGAGGAAAACAUCGGCGAAAGCAUUCACGUUCAUCCUGUUACCAAACAAAUGAAGAGAAAAUGAAAGAGGAGAUGAAUCAGUACUUGCCAAAGAGUAAAGAGAAAUGUCGAGAAUUUGAGUCACCUCAGCUACCAACCUAUGAUCUGAUGAAGGAAAAUACUUCUGACUAUUCUUUUGAAGUGGAAAACCAAUCUCCUAAUAUUGGUAAAGUGAUUCAUAUCAAGCAAGAACCUCCUGAAUCUCCAAAGUGCCUUGAAAACAAUAAUAUGAAAGUUAGCCAAUUAAAGAAGGAAGAUGAUGAUGAUGAUGAUGAAGAAUUAGCCAUCGAGAAUUUUAAUCCCUUUCUAGGAAUCCUUCAGAAAGAUUUGAAUCGGACACCAACUGUAACACCUAUCAAGAAUCUACCUUUCUCUCCAUCUCAGUUUUUAAACAGUCCUGAUGCAUUCCUUAAUGUGAAAAUUGCAUCGACACCAGUUAAUUCUGUUACCCCAAACUCACACAUUAGUAAAUCUGAUACUUUGAGUACGCCCUGUUUAAAAUUUAAUGAAAAUGAAGGGAAAUCUGUUUUAAAGACACCAGUGAUUUGCAAAGAUGUUUUGGAUACAAAACCACGUACACCCACGCCAUUCAAGAAUUUCCUAGCAGAAAUUGAAAGACGAAAUGGACCAAUUAAAUCUUCUGCCAACCAUUUAGAUGAAUUGUCUGAGAUCAUCAAAGAAGAUACAGAAUUAUCUCUAAUUGCUGCUCGUUCUGAUGAGAUCACACCAGUUGCACAAAAACGCAAAGCCAAAUCUCAGUUAAAUGAAGGUGGUAAAAGAGCUCGUCAGUCAUUGAAUGCAAAAUGGCAUUCACCAUCUGUUGAUGACACAUUUUCUUUAAUGAUGCCUGAAACACCAAGCAAAUCCCUCAUUUGUGAUGACAGCCUUCUCUUGUCUCCGUCUCUCCUGACAAAAGAAACACUUGCUGAAGAUCAACUUGAAGGUGUCAGUCGGCUUCCAAAAUCACCCCCUUCUGUAAAAAAGAAAGAAGAAAGUGAGCUUGAUGAUUUCUUCAAACAUGCUUGUGGCAAAACAAAAAAUCAGAUUGAAAUGACAGAGCUUGCUCGGAAUUUCACUCAAUCAAGUGAAGGGGAAUCAUUGUUCCGUGAAUGA